AUGGGCACAUCAGAUGGCACCGACCGCCAAUCCGGAACAUACACACCCAACCUCGGCGGCUGUACAAACCCUAUGUGGAUGGAAGGGAGGGGAAGCAUGAACGCCACCCUUGACGCCGGCGACUGUGGCACGACGACAACAAGUACCGCGUCAGACACUUCAACUUCGUCAGCAAGUGGCGCUGUGGCGACAAAUGACACAGUGACGACAACUGGCUCAUCAGGCAGCGCAACUUCGUCAGUCAGCAGCGUUUGGGGCAGUUAUCUACCCAACCUUUUGGCCGUGUCCUUCCUGGCCAUGUAUUGA
Molecule: messenger RNA, 306 nt
Organism: Symbiodinium pilosum
Lineage: Eukaryota; Dinophyceae; Suessiales; Symbiodiniaceae
Source: the annotation of a GenBank genome assembly